This is a messenger RNA of Rattus norvegicus (Norway rat), 6982 nucleotides long. The record is from RefSeq and is a predicted model, not a curated record. NCBI's taxonomy places the organism in Eukaryota, Metazoa, Chordata, Mammalia, Rodentia, Muridae.
AGUGGGCCAACCUGUUGAAUUUGUCCAGAAGGACCAGGGAGCAGGUUAACGUUGACCUGUGGGACUCCUUGAUAGCUGUGUAUUUUGUUAGUUGACUGGUUAUUGUAACUCACAACCUGUGUUCACCAGAUCACAGGGAUGGACAUCACUUCUAUUAAGAAGACUUUGGGCAGUCAGUAUAGGGUGGCAUUCUUUCUUGGCCAGGGUUCAUAUGGCAGUGUGAAAUUGGCCUGGCACCGGAGAACACAGGCCCUGGUUGCCAUCAAAACGGUAGAGAUCAGCAAGAAGACCAUCAGGUCAAUCCUGUCCGAAAUGACCACUUUGGAGUUACUGCACCAUCCAAAUAUAAUUUCCCUCUUCCAGAUUCUGGUUACAGCGAACCAGAUUCAUUUUAUUUUACAAUAUGCUCCAGGAGGCAACUUAGUAGAACUAAUAAGUGAGGAGGGCCCGCUGCCAGAAGAAAAGGCGAAGAAAAUGUUCGGACAGAUCGUAUCUGCCAUAAGACAUUGCCAUAGUCUGGACAUUGUCCAUGGCGACAUCAAGCCACAGAAUAUACUGAUAGAUGGAGAGGGCAAUGUUAAGCUGAUCGACUUUGGCCUGGCAGUCAAAUGCAGACCUGGUACAUUACUGAGUAGGCACUGUGGAACCAGGGGCUUUAAUGCCCCUGAACUGGUAUUACGGCAGCCAUAUGAUGGCAAGAGUUCUGAUGUGUGGAGUUUGGGCGUACUCCUAUACUUCAUCACCACUGGCUACUUUCCCUUCAGAGGAAACACCAUCGAUGAGAUUGAGCAAAAAAUUACAACGGGGACCUAUACCAUUCCACAUCACCUGUCUGGGCAACUCGAAAACCUGAUACAUCAAAUCUUCACGGUUUCCCCAGAAAUGAGGCCCUCUAUAGAGGAAAUUGAAAAUCACCCAUGGAUCAAGAAAUGUGAGUUUAAAAUCCUGCCCAAGACUGACCCAGAUUACAAAAUUAUAGAAAUGCUCUGUGCAAUGGGGUAUAAAGCCAAGGACAUCUUGGAAUCCCUCCAAAAGAAAAGAUACGAUGAACCAAUGGGGGCAUAUUUGAGCUUAAAAAAUCAUGUAAGCGAAGGGUAUGAUCUUGCAUCUAUCACUCCAACCAAGCCUGGGGAUCCGUGCCCUCCGCCACCCCCAUCACCAGCACAUCCCUCUGUCUUUGGCCUUCCUCUCAGGAGAAGGGCCAGUGAGCCCAACUUUGGCCUCCUCCACAGACAGCCCUCAAGGGAACAGAAUCCUCUUGACCUGAUUCUAUCAGGACUCAAUAUGGGCAGGUGUGUCUCCAUGCCUCCCAUUGCGGUAUACUAUCCUAAGAAGCAGAGAAGCACUUCUACCCGUGCCCUCCACUCAAGACCGGUGGCUUCCCCAUGUGUCUACAACAACAUGUUGGGAGUUGAAAUAAUCCUGCCACAUAAGCAGGACAUUGAGAUGAAUACGUCAUCUCCCCCUCAGACGAUGGGAUGGUUUAAGAGACUCCGCAAAGGAAUCAGAGACUGCUUUUCAAGACUUUGCUGCCUCCCUCGGGCUCCAAAGAAAAAACCCCAGCAUAGAUCCUCCAAGAGAGUGGCCCCCCUGAAAAAGGCAGCAAGCAGUACCAUAUAAAAGGCUUCCCUCCUGCAGAUAAUGGUGCAUUUGAGGCCAGGAUAGUCAUGGAUUCCGGAGUACAAGGACAGUGGCUCAUUGUUGCUAAGGAUCCCAACUCAAAUUAGCAACACUGGACUGAAAACACAAACUAAAAUCCUCCUACCUGAGCAAGGUAUGCAGGAAAAACUGAGACUGCUGUUUGCAGGGACAAGUAUCCAUAUGAAAUCUAUAGUGAUGAUCUAUGCCUGGCAGAGGAAAAAUGGUCAACUAUCUAAUGGGCCCCCUCAAAGUCUCCCUGCAUCUCAGAAGAACACCAAUGGCCAGAGCUCUGUGAUUCCUGUAUCACUGUGGAGCAUCUGCCAAGAAUGGACACCAUCAUCUGUAGACCAGGGAGAGACUGGUUCCCACACUUUAGUUCCGUACGCCCAAACAGUAAAACAACAUCCUAUCCCCUAAUGAAGUAUGUACAUAAUGAUAGAGGAUUCUCCACACAAACUUGAUUCACAAGAACAGGGCCUCUUUGGUAGCCACCCAAACCAUCUGAAAUCAGGCGAGAAGAUGUGAGAAGCCUUCGAUCCCUGUACCUCAAGACCAAAUAACACUCAUUCUGAUAGGAUACAUAAGCUGGUCCUCGUUUUCUUCAUUCUCCAAUUCCUUCUAUCUCCUAUCCGCAUGAAGACCUUUCCUUCCCAUGCUCUGAUCUGAAUCUUGUUCCGCAAUUCAUGGAACACAUAUGAAAGGUCGAUCUGAACCUCCAUGUCCUCAUUUGUCCGUAUGGACCUUCAGGAUGGACAGUCUCUGGAAGAUCCUGUGACAGCUGCAGGAUGGGCUGAGCAGCUGUGUUUGUCCAUAUCUACGGCAGAAGCACUUGAGCCAAUAGACUACCUAACAGUGCCAUCCUGCCCUUAACAAUGAAGUGAGGAUUCCCCUGUCUCCAUGUGAACCAACCUGCCUACCUCAACACUGUGCUAAUGUCGCUGCGGGAACACUAAGGACAUGAGGACUAUGAGAGUAGGAUGCUGGAUGCAAAAAAAAAAUUGAAUUCCCUUUUAAUACUGACUAAGAUGCUCAGGCCUCAAAGGAGGUGGACUGCAAGGGUGAGAGCUGAGUGUUCCUUCUGGAUAUGAAUCAACACCAGCACGCAGGAAUCCACCAGGUUUGGACGGACGAUGCAUCUGACCAGAAGAGGGGAGUAGUAAGUUUCUGGGGUGCACAGAAAGAUCCCUAACUCUGUGUAAUUACCCAGGAAAUGAAAUAGUCUUGUCUAUGUGGACAUCGGUCCACAUGAGAAAAAUAGUGUAUAUAUCCUGACCACUUAAAAGUCAUGCUUUUUCUGAGAGAACCUCUGAGCUCGAAAGACUGUGAAAUAGUAUGUCUGCCUGUACCAGAAUCUUUCCUGAGUAGAGAAUUUCAUCAGGAAGGAAGAGGCCCAGAGCAUGCACAUAUGUUGAACUCUUGAAGGGCACCCAGUUUGAAAGAGAACAUCAAAGGCCUGAAUCAGUGUGAAACAUGCUGUCUGCAAGUACUAGAACACUUCCUGAGAGCAAGGGACACUGCCAAACCACUAGAGGCCAAAAGUUAUGAUGGAUAAAGAGACAGGUGUUCUGGUGACCUGUAACCCCAUCAGGAGCCCCAAGGGUCACCUCCUGCUAAACCAAACAUAACCUUUAUCAGUGAAGGUCACUCCUGAGAAACCCUGUUGAGAAACCCUGCAGAGAGGAAAGCCAAGGAGGCCUCCUCCUUUCCAUUGUCAUUGUCUAUUAAGGGAGCUUGAACAGGUUAGCUCCUACAGACUUCUUAAACUGCCUGGAACACUCUGCUAAUUCUAUUUCCCAUACUCUUCAACUGAGUCAAGAGAAGAAAACAGAUAUUUGGAACCCUGAUCCAAUCAAAUUAAUAUUCUGGUGAUCAGAAGCCAAGACUGUACAGAGAUUUCUGAGGCCUCUCCAGGAAUUCUGUCCAAAAUCCAGCUCUGGAGGACUUCAGUGUGCGAGAAUGUACAGUACAUUGGAUGGACUCUGGGGUCUAAGGAAUGAAGUUUGUCCUCAUUAGGACAAAAAGAUACAAGAGGAACGCCCGAGUACAUAUAGAACACAGGGUGCCAUGAUGUGGAGCCUGAAGACAAGGGAGGCUGCUGAACACUCUAAUGCCUGUAUGAGUGAACUUGGACAUGAACAGUGUAGCUGGAUCUGUUUGCCUUCAGUUCAAGCUGCAAUGUUGUCACCAUCUCCUCUUUAAGCCCAUGUAUCCUUGACAAGGUUGUUCUGCCCUUCAAGCUCAUAUGAUGAUUGUGCAUGUAGGAGACCUAGCCUUCUGUCACCAAGGAAACAGAAAGCAGAGGAGGAAUGUGACCAUAGGAGGCUGCAGGCAAAAGUGAUGUGGGGCCACAACUGUACCUGGAAGCUACAGGGUACAAUCCCUGAGGCCCUGUUCAGACCUUCAUUCUAUUCUGGUGUCUUCCUAGUGACAGCCCUGCUAGCCAAUGACAACAACUUCUCCCUGACUCUUCCCCAGCCUUGCUUCCCAGUCCUAAGACUUGAAGAGCACAGAGGAUGGCCUCUGUAGGUCAGUCACUGGCUCUGGACCAUUGACCACUACCACUGCUUUUACUUGGGAUGGUGUUCAAAUUGUGGGAUGUCUGAGAAAGCUGGGUUCCACGUUUUUGCUAUGCAACCUGUUCCUCACGUCCUGGACUUUGCCUGCUCCAGUCCUCAGUUGCCAUUCAGUAAGCAUUGUGACGUGUAAGGCUCUCAGGAGAAGCCAGAUCCCAGUGGCAUUAGUGUGACAAACAAGCUGUGCCCAAGGAGCUGACACUCUGGCAGAGUCCAAGACAUCCAGGAAGACAGAGGUGGUGAGUGAAAUGCUGUUCUCCACGCAGAUCACAGACCCUGGGAGUGUUGGGUAUUACUACCUGCCAAAGGCCUGAAGUGUGCACUACUGUUGUGCUGGUGGUGGGAUUGUCAGAAGAUGAGGAGGCCAUCCUGAUAGAGACAGUGUAGGAAUCCCAGAAACAACAGGCCAUGUUGCUGCACGUGGCUAACCAUCGUUGAUUUUGCAUGUCAGUUUCUAAGCCGAUAUCACCAACUAUGACUCUGACAUCCAAUGAAGCAGUCGAGGGCCAUGAGGCUUUUCUGACUGAGGCAACACAGCCUGGAGCCCAAAUCCCGAGGCUGUGCACCAAAGUCCUUCCCUGUUUGUCACUGGUGAGCACAGUCUGACCUGAAAGUCUGGACCUGAUCUCUCAGUGAAGGCAAAACCGCUUGACCUCUGAUUUUGAACUGCUAUUGUAGCUAAUGCUGCUAUUGAUUUAAAAAUCUAGUUCAAUAUGUGAAAAAAUACACUCUUCAAUCUCCUGGAACAUUCUGUCUCAGAGAGGACCGUGUCUACACAUCAAAGGAAAGACCAGAUCCUGGUGCUUUCCCACAAGAAGUUGCUCAAUGUGGCUACCAGGCAGGCCAAAAAAAAGCCUCUGUCUGCAGACAGGAGGGCACCAACAAUGUGUCAAGCAACCUCAUCUGCAUCAUCACAAGCAUAUGUAGUGUGGAUAUCUGAUCAACAUGGUCUUUUGACAGUUGUGGAGCCCCUCCCACCAAUAAAGCUUUUGUAGGUGAAGAACCUGAAGGAUCUGAGGCUGUGCCAGUACAUGCUGGAGAAAUACUUGACUGGACUCGGGAGUAGGAGCCUAGGCAUUGGCCCACAGAUGUGCUGUUCUCCUUCUUUGGAUACCCGUCGCAACAACACAAUCUUCUCUGUCUACUGGAGUUGUCUUGGUUGUAGAUUUGGAGAUCCUCAAUCUCUCAGCUUAGUUCUCUAAUGUUAAGUCAUAUCGACUCUUAGCAUAGUACUUUAUUUGCCACUGUUCUUUCUACCUUUAUUUUGCCAGAAUUUUCUAUGGGUAAGUUAUUCCAUCUAUAACACUUUAUGAUGUGUAAGCCCACACGAAGGUACCCAGAGCCCAUAUACAAUGUGCUCUUAUUUACCUGUGAGAAGUCCAAGCCAGUAACCCCAAUCUUAACUCAGUGGUGAGAAGGAACUUAAAACUCAGAACAGGACUUGUUUUCAUUCCUUUCUUGUUAGUAUCAUUCACAACUUCUGUAGAAGUUGGGAGUCCAGAAAGCAAAGGGCGGGAUUUUCUCACAUGAUCUUGACCCAUGUUGGGUUUUCUGUCUUCCAUCUCCACCUUUAACAUUUAAUAUACCACAUCUCUCCAAAGGUCAUGCCUAUUCUAGUGUGCUGCACUCAGUGAAGAAGUUGGAGUAAGUGUCAAAAGAGUGAAGGCCAAGCUCUAACUGUGACAGAGAGUUUGAGAUGGAUAAAUGAUGCUUUGAAAAACACGUGACUUUUCGCUGGGACCUCCAUCUCCUGUAAAUAAGCAACAACCUGUUCAAGGAUCAAUGUGCCUCUGAGAUGAGGACAACAAGGUAGAAGGGAGUCCACAGAAGGAAACGGGUCUGAGGUCUAACACCAUAACGCUUCCAAUUCUGUCUUCUAGGCAUCACUAAGAAAUCUAUAUAGUCCUACCUCCCAGAAGAUGAGUGAAGGUGUUACAGUUAGGAUGACUGUUGACAUGAGGCUCUCAGAGGUUCACCACAAAUCGGAAGGACAAGAUUGAGAUUGCCAUUCUUAUGGUCUUUCCAUAGUCUCCCCUUGCAAUUAGAAUUGACCAUCACUGUGGAUCUCAUCUAUUAGAUGAAGGAUGUCUAGAAAGCCUCUGGACAGGCAGCAUGGCAGAAAUCAACUCUUUCCAAAAAAUAAAAAAGGCUGCUGCUGACACAGUGGAUAGAGCACACACAAGCUCCCUGUCUGACACCUUCAGCUCUUGCAUAUCCCCUUGGCUAACAUUUCAGAGCUUCUGAUUCUUCAGACAUCAGCUUCUUGAUACUGAAGAGAUUGUUCUACCUGAUGAGCCCAGGCCUAGAAGAUGGACUACAUCCAAGAAGCCUGGCCAAUCUAAGGCCAAGUCACAUCUUUAAGUAAUAUUUGAAAGCAUUUGUGCACAGGAUAAAGGUGCAAGGACCAAAGUCUCCUUAGACAUUCCAGCCUACAAAGGGUCUGACAGACUCAGGUCAAAGGUUACGUCUGAAGCCUAGAUCAUGAAGAAGGCCCCACUCCACAGGAGAAGCCUGUGGCUGAUACUAUUGCAACUAGGACUAUGAUUGUGAAACUUGUGUCUGUGGAUAGCAGAUUCACGAAUCUUGUGCCCAGGUAUCCACAGGCCUUUUUUCAUACAUUCCUUGGUAUAACUUUGCAAGUCCUGACUUUGGAAGUGUUGGGUCCUUAUGCUAUCUCACUUGACAUAUAGUCCAAGAAAGAUUUUUACCCCUUUAAGGGGCUGGAAAUAGACUGGACUCACAGUUACCAUUAAAACUGAAGUUCUGUC